Messenger RNA from Owenia fusiformis, 1805 nucleotides. The record is from the annotation of a GenBank genome assembly. NCBI's taxonomy places the organism in Eukaryota, Metazoa, Annelida, Polychaeta, Sabellida, Oweniidae.
AUUCACAUGCUCACUUUGCUAUAGCUAUUGCUGCAUGUUAUACAAUAUAGAAUGUGGAAACAGUUUUAAGAAUGAUCAAAUUAAGGAAUUCUUAAAAAAAUAAUUGAGCAAAAUGUUCAUUGUCAAGAUGGAGAUAAACAUUGAAUUAAUAUGUAAAGUUUAACUAAAUAUUACUUGUGUAUUAAACAAUAUGGCGCCAUGGAUCGGAUUCACAGUCUUCUUUGCGACCUGUUUAGAGUUAGUGUUUGGACACGGACGACUUAUAGAACCCCCAUCACGUUCUUCUAUGUGGAAAUAUGGGUUCCCAAAUCCGGAAAAUUAUGACGACAAUGCGCUGUAUUGUGGUGGAAAAGCUCAUCAAUGGGAUGUAUUAGGAGGUCUUUGUGGACUAUGUGGUGAUGCUUUCGAAGGCCCAAGAGAGAAUGAGGCAGGUGGAAAGUACGCUAAUGGAAUUAUAACAAGGACGUACCAACCAGGUGCCAGAAUAAAUGUCACAAUAGACAUGUCGGCCAAUCACAAAGGUUGGAUGGAGUUCAAAAUAUGUCCGAACAACAACCCAUAUAAACCUAUAACCCAGAAGUGCUUGAACGCUCAUCCAUUGAACGUCAUCUCAGGGCCAGAUGGACGCACAAGACCCGGUCAUAGGUUUGAAAUCAUGCAGGAAUGGAGCAACAUCCAGCUUCUUGUUCAGCUGCCUAGAAAUUUAAGAUGCAGCCAAUGUGUCCUCCAAUGGAAGUACCACUCAGGAAAUUCAUGGGGUCAAGACGCAGAUGGGACCGAGUGCAUAGGUUGUGGAGGCCAGGAGGAGUUCUAUGGUUGUUCGGAUGUUGCAAUUGGCGCCAAACCUAUUGAGCCAAUACCAAUAGAGAAAAGAGGUGGCCCUGGUAAGACGUAUCCCAUUCCCAAAAAAUUACGAACACUACCCCAACCUUCAGUUCAAGUUGCGAGUCCUGUUAAUGCCCCAGAGCCACCCCCGUCAAGACAACAAAGCGCCCUUGUCAAACCGCCUCCCUAUCUUGGCGACGUAAUACGUAAUGCACAACGUAAGGCGAAUCAGGAACGCAGAAAUGACAUGAGCGAGAUGAAAAGAAAAAUAGGAGAUAACAUAAGACCGCAGGGCAUGCCUUUUGCAAAGCCAAAGUUACCAAAUGCACCAAUUUCAAAGCCAAAGUUACCCCAAGCACUUCUAGGAAAUCACCAAGCAAAUGGCCACAGAGGACAGCGAGUUAACCCUGCCCCAUCGUCUCAGAAACUACCUCAAAUGAUGGAUAGGAAGCGUAUCACUCCGCUGCGCAAAACUGUACUUCCUCAACAGAAAAUAGUCUCACGCAGGCGAAAUCAAUUCAAUCGGGGAAAGGAACAAAUAGGUCUAAGCCCUAAACCAGAUAUCGCGCAGAGACUUGGUAACAUGAAAAAUUAUGAGAAUUAUGUGGACAAUCGACAGAUUCAGUCACCAGAAGAGGAGGUAUUUGAUUAUGAUUUUGAAUACGAUCAUGAAUGGAUUGAAGAAAUGUCUUCUUCUGACAAUGCUUUAAGGCGAAAAUACGAGGAUAAAAUCAAGAUUUCUAAAAAGACCCAAAUUAUUGAUGUGCCAGAUUUUCACCAGUUAAACAAAAACUUAACGACAAGAAAUAAUGUCAACAGAGGUAAAUCAUUGAAACUAUACGGUGAUCUAGAAAUGUCGAGUGGUAUUAGCACAUUCUACUCUACCAAGUUGGCCAUUAUUGUGUUAUUUUUAACAUUAAUACUCUGUUAGCAUGUACGAUUUGCUGAUUUUAAUAUACUCCUCAAAAAUACAAAACGGA